Darwinula stevensoni is the source of this 999-nucleotide messenger RNA. The record is from the annotation of a GenBank genome assembly. NCBI's taxonomy places the organism in Eukaryota, Metazoa, Arthropoda, Ostracoda, Podocopida, Darwinulidae.
AUGGCCGGGUUCCAGUUCAAGUAUAUCGUCGCGGCAGCCUUAGCAUUCGGGGUCUGCUGGGGAAUCCGGAGGCGAACCGGUUUCAGAUGGGUCAGAAACGAAGCCCUGGGGUCGAACGGACAAGUGCGACUGUAUUGGACGCCGAGGUUUCACAGGGGAGACAUCGAGUUCUUGUUCGUUGCUCCUAGCACGGGAUGGGUCGGAGUGGGUUUCUCCCCCAACGGCGAGAUGUAUGGGGCCGACAUGGUCGUGGGAGGAGUCAGCAACGGGACGGCCUAUUUCGCCUUGCAGGUCUUGUGUGAGCACCUCUUGUCAACGUCGAGGCCCUCAUCCAGCUCUCGAGUAGUUACUUGCCAGUCUUCAUCCACCUGCUCUCUCACCGUCUCGACAAGCUCUGGUGUCUGGGUGGACCUCGGACGCUGCUUCUCUGAAGCUGCUGAGCCAACGGAAGACAGUAGACUUGACAUACAUAGGGACCAGUUCGGUGUAACAGGCAGCGGCCGCAAUGCCAAGUUUGAACCACGUGAACGCGUAGAAGCAAAAGUUCUUUACGCUUGUAGCGAUAUACAAAUUGAUGAAAACAACCCGCGUUUCACUGAGCUUAUAGAGCUGUCUUUUGAGGACGCGCCUGUGGAGAUCAUCUGGGCAUACGGAGAUAAGGACCCAGGGAUCCUGGAGCAACCUCACUAUCACUUUCGCAACCGGGGGGGACGCCGCCUGUCCAUCCUCGACGAUUUCCCCAUCGCCCUUCUGGAAGAUGCAGUGGAGGAUCCAUCGAAUAACGGAACGGAGAGCAUCGAAUGAGGACGUCAGCAUUUUCACCUCCCCGAUACCCGACUGCCGAACGGCUCUUCUCGUCGCUUCCGAUGUGGAAGUUCACGUCGUCACUUAUUCACCGCACCACAAUUUUAAAAAUAUGUUUAUCCUUCGUCUCCAGUCUUCGCCGAAUUCUUACUGACCCUCGCGGAUCGUUCGAUUCGGCAGCAUUCAAUUCCAUGA